Molecule: messenger RNA, 1009 nt
Organism: Salvia miltiorrhiza (redroot sage)
Lineage: Eukaryota; Viridiplantae; Streptophyta; Magnoliopsida; Lamiales; Lamiaceae
Exons: 10
Coding region: 170-1009 (279 amino acids)
Biological process (GO): GPI anchor biosynthetic process
Cellular component (GO): endoplasmic reticulum
Molecular function (GO): N-acetylglucosaminylphosphatidylinositol deacetylase activity
Source: RefSeq, a predicted model, not a curated record
ACUUAUGUCUGAGGUAUGCCUAUCAGGGUUCUUGGUGUUUGUUGGUCUAUUAUGUUCUAUUAUCCUUAUUUGAUUCUUGUUCAGGCCUCACACAAGAAUCUGAUGUACAUAUUGUUCGACGAAAUGCCCCAGUGACUAAUUGCGGCUACAUUCUAUCUCAGAAUCGAACAUGGCAUGGAUAGCAUUAAUCUCAUCAGUGCUAGUGCUCUGGUUUGCUUCUCUCUGCAAAGUUUUUCUAGAAUCUCUGUCCUUCUCAAAAGCAACAUUCUUAAACGAUGGUGUGAGUUCUAGAAGGAGAAAUAUCUUGUUGGUUAUUGCUCAUCCUGACGAUGAGUCUAUGUUCUUUGCUCCUGUGAUUAAUUACGUGACUUCCAGGCAUCAUAAUGUACACAUACUUUGCAUGUCAACUGGCUUUGUGGAUCUUUUGAGAAUUUUCUCAGACCUUACAACACUUUUUGGUAAUGUAGGCAAUGCAGACGGCAUGGGAAGUAUUAGAAAAGAAGAGUUAUACCUGGCCUCCGUGGUUCUCAAGAUCAUUACAUUUGAGGAUUACGGCAUAUCUGGUCAUUGCAACCACUGCGACGUUCAUCAAGGAGUAAGAAAGUUGUUGCACGAUGCUUCAGGGAGACACCUCGAGGCCUGGGCGAUUGUAAGCCCUAACAUAGUGCGCAAGUACAUCGGACCAGUAGAUAUUUGGUUAUCCAUCUUGUUUAGCAGACUUAAAAAAGACGGACCAUCAUAUUGCUUGCUUAACUUAGAUCUCCGUAAAGGUUAUGCAGCUAUGGCUCAGCAUUUCAUCCAAUGGGUUUGGAGGUCAAAGAUCGUGCUUCCGUCUGGGAAGUUAAUAGAGAUAACAGAGGAGGAUGUGUACCGGGUGUUUGGGUUUACUUGCAGUGAUAAGAAGAUUAAUCUAUUGCGCAAGGAUGAGACUAGUGAUUUAUAUGACGAGUGGGCAAUGCGUAACCAUCACCGAAAAUGGACCUUAAACCAUCGCCCACCAUCAACAUAG